UCAGCGUUGUUUCGUACCAUGUUCGCAUGUCAACCGCGGACACGAUCCUCGCCCUCCUGCAAGGAUGCAACAGCCUCCGGAGGCUCAAGACCAUCCAGGCACAGGUCUUCGUCCACGGCCUGCAAAGCAACCCCUCCAUCUCGGGCAAACUCCUCCACUUCUGCGCGGUCUCGGUCUCGGGUUGCUUGGCCUAUGCUCGGGUUCUCUUCGACCGCAUCGAAUGCCCACAGACCCACGAUUGGAGCUCCAUCAUCAGAGGCUUUGCCGUCGGCACGUCUCCUCUGGAGGCCCUUCUGUAUUACAAUGGCUUGCUUGGGUCUCCCUUUUCUUGCCCCGACAGCCAUUCUUUCUCGGUCGCUCUCAAGGCGUGUGAGAGAGUUGGGGAUGAAAAGAAGUGUGGAGAGAUUCACGGGACCGUGAUUCGAGCUGGGUAUGAGAUAGAUGUCAUGGUGUGCACGAACCUGAUGAGGUGUUAUGCGGGGAAUGGUCUGGUUGAGGUUGCGCGGAAGGUGUUUGAAGGUAUGUCUGAGAGGGACCUGGUUUCUUGGAAUUCCAUGAUCUCCUGUUACUCUGAGGCUGGUCUGCACCACGAGGCCUUGGGGUUGUACCGUCGGAUGGGGAAAGAGAAUAUGGAAGUCGAUGGCUUCACGUUGGUGGGAUUGCUCUCGUGCUGCGUUCAUGUGGGGGCGUUGAAUAUGGGAGUUGAAUUGCAUAGGAGAGCUAGUCGAGAGGGAAUUUUGGGGAACAUUUAUGUUGCAAAUGCUCUUAUCGACCUGUACGGGAAAUGUGGUGACUUGGCCGGAGCUCUUUCCGUCUUUAAUGGGAUGUCGACUCGGGAUGUUUUCACGUGGAACUCCAUGAUCACUGCAUAUGGAGUGAAUGGGUGUGCGGAUGAAGCUGUCUUAUUUUUCAGGCAGAUGUUGAGAGAAGGCACUCGGCCGAGCUCCAUCACAUUCCUGGGAUUGUUGUCGGGCUGUAGCCACCGAGGCCUGGUGGACAAGGGUGUUGAGUUUUUCCACAUGAUGAGCUCUAAGUUCAACUUAAAGCCAGAAAUAAAGCAUUAUGGAUGCAUGGUUGAUUUAUAUGGACGUGCUGGGAAGCUUGACAAGGCGCUAGAAAUCAUAGGAACCUCUCCUUUUCUGGUUGAUCCUGUCAUUUGGCGAACUCUUCUAGGUUCUUGCAAGAUCCACCAAAAUGCACGUAUAGGGGAGAUUGCCAUUAAGAAUCUGGUCCAGCUUGGAGCAUGUAAUGCCGGGGACUGUAUACUUCUUGCUACAAUAUAUGCUGAAUGCAAUGACAAGCGAGGUGUUGCAAGGAUGAGAAGGUUGAUCAAAAGCCAAGGAAUUAGGACGACUCCUGGUUGGAGCUGGAUUGAAAUUGGCAACCAGGUUCAUAGAUUUUUUGUGGAUGACCAAUCACAUCCUGAUCGAGCUGAAAUCUAUCGUAAGUUAGAAGAACUAAUUUACGAGGCCAGUUUGGCUGGUUAUGUGUAUAGUAAGUUUCAAGUGACCAUGCCUGACUUAAAAUGUGAAGGGCAUCUGGAGUCCUCCAGUAAGUAUCACAGCGAGAAACUGGCUGUUACUUUUGGAUUGGCGAGAACUCCUUCCGGAACUAACCUCCGGAUAGUGAAGAAUCUGAGGAUAUGCAGAGACUGCCACUCAUUUGCAAAGUUCGUCUCGCAAGCAUUUGAUCGAGAAAUUAUUGUAAGGGAUCGAGUUAGAUUUCACCAUUUCAGGGGUGGAGUAUGUUCCUGCAAGGAGUACUGGUGAAAACCGAACAUUGUUAUUGAUAACCCUUACUAUCAUAAUUGAAAAGAUAGCAAGUAUGGAAGAAGCUUAGGAGCAAGGACUACUCGAAAUCGCACCUACUUUUCCCAUCUUGGCU
Molecule: messenger RNA, 1884 nt
Organism: Rhodamnia argentea
Lineage: Eukaryota; Viridiplantae; Streptophyta; Magnoliopsida; Myrtales; Myrtaceae
Product: pentatricopeptide repeat-containing protein At3g56550
Exons: 1
Coding region: 27-1769 (580 amino acids)
Biological process (GO): RNA modification
Molecular function (GO): protein binding; RNA binding; zinc ion binding
Source: RefSeq, a predicted model, not a curated record